This is a messenger RNA of Physcomitrium patens, 3383 nucleotides long. RefSeq lists its product as uncharacterized. The record is from RefSeq and is a predicted model, not a curated record. NCBI's taxonomy places the organism in Eukaryota, Viridiplantae, Streptophyta, Bryopsida, Funariales, Funariaceae.
UAAUCUCGCCGGUAUUGCCUCUCCUAUGCCUGCUGCAAUGCGGGAGGAGCGUGUUGUCACGAUCACCGCAGCGUUCUCCUCUACUUCUCCCCGUUUACGGCACUCGAUUUGAUGCUGCUUUCGCCAAGUUUUAGCCAUGUGAGGGAAGAGUUGGACGGUUCUGCCUCAGUUGGAGCAUGAUGUAGCUUGGCGCGCAAUUUUGUUAGUUAGCGUGUUUAAUCUUGCGUUUCUUUUGAAAUGUCUGGAUCGAUUCACGCUCUCGGUGUGCAAUCCGGCGUUGCGGCCUCGAAUUGUGCGGUUAGGUUUGUGUGUGUAUGUGUGUGUUGAGAGAGCAUCAGAAUUGGAGUUCUUAAAGUCUGCUCCAUUUUCCUUUUUCUAGCCCUCUCACUAGAAGGUUUGCGUUAGCUUUGAUGCCUAGUUUCUGAAUCCAUUUCUGGUGUAGGCGUGGGUGUGUGAUGGUUUGGUGCCUGUCUGUCAGAAAUUCAUUUGAUCUCGUAGCUAUGGAGCGCGUGGAAUCCUAGAAAGCAUUGGUUCGUUUACAAUUUGGAGUUCUCAAGAGGAUCUGAUUGUUGAGUAUUUGAUCCAUAUAGGAAUUGUGCUUUUGUCGGAAAAUCCUAUGUGAUCGAGUAGUGAAUGUACCACAGCUCGGCAUCUUUUUUUUCGUUUGGUUCUCUAUUGUGUGUGUGGUCACAAUUGGUGAAAUGUCCACGACAAGUAGAAACCAAUCUGCAGAGUGGUAUGUAAAGCAGUAAAAUUUGAACUCAGAAGUUACUCCGAGCGUAAGAUUUCGGUAGCAGAUGCAAGUCGUACCCUAGUUGUUGUUUCUCAACUUGGAGCAUUUACAAUUCGACAAUUGCAUUUGUUGCAGAAUUUGAGCUUGACGAGUUUAUGGUUGGGCUUAUUUUUAGAGAAGUUAGGGAAGCACCUUCAAUUUAUUUUGCUAAUGAUAGUUGCGCCUGUUUCUUAUGAAGCAGUUAGGGUUGAAGAAGCGGACGUGAUUUUUAGGUUGGUCGGUGCUGCUUGCGUUCAGCGUGGUCAGACUGGCAUUGAACAUUGUACAUUUUCUUAAGUUUCUGAUGCUGGUGGUGUAUAUCUUUUCAACUGCUGCUAUGUGCGGCAUUUUACGUUUAAUGUAACAUGUUAUUGUAAUACCCGAGGAUAAAUUUCCGUAAAUGAUCGCUAUUUGUUGAGUGGAAUAGAGGACAAGCAUUCCCUUCGGCAAUGUCUUGGUUUUCCAGUACCUUCUCUCUAUCUGCACCUCCUAUGCCGGAGGAAGACAGAGAUCAAGAUGAUGGCGAUGACAGCCCACGAGGCCAACGAGUCACGGACGAGAUCUCUGUAUUGACCAAGAAUUUGACUCGAUCGCUCUGGGGUGUAGCAUCUUUUCUGGCUCCUCCUCCCACCAACGAGAUGGAAUCUCCGAAGCACACGAACACACCUCAAACAGAGAUGCGUAGCACGAUGAUUGCUGAGAAGUCGGAAGUUCCUCAAGUUGGUGUGGACGUGGUUGCAACAGAAGAAAAGGGGGCAACAGGGUCUCCAUCGAUGGUUGGGGUAUCCGUAGGAGAACUUUCUAGUCUCGAAGAAAUAGAGAGUUCUAGCGGCGGGAUUAAUAGUUCUUCAGCAAGUAGCUCUAUCAGUGUAUCUGGAAACAUUCUCACAGGUGUUCGAAGUGACUUGGCUGAACUGAAGGGCACUAUGGCUACUGGUUUCUCGCGAAUCCAAACAGUAAUUCGCGCCGUUACUCAGGAUGAAGACGAAGACGAGGAUAUUGGUGCCGCGGAAGUAUCGCUUGCGGGUGGCAGCGUGUCUGGCUCGCCUCAAAAUUUGGGAGAUGACACAUUAAGAGAUAUUGGACUGACUUCCUUGCUGAAGCCACUGUUGGUGAGCAUGUCGUCAUUUCGUGGGAGGCUUUCCAGGAGCGAAGGAGGAGGAGGAGAAGAGUCGCGCUUGGUUGCAGUCGAACAGGGUGAAGGAGAUAUGGAUUACGAAAUUCAGCCAAAGCCGACUGGUCGUAGUUCGCUUGGGGGCAGUAUUGGUGGUUUGUCGAGACUUGCCAACAGCUUUAUUCCCUUUGCCCGAGAUAUUGUCGGAGAAAUUUCAAGAAGAGACUACUACGCUGUGGGAUUAACAGAUGAGGUUGUUUCCUUCGCUGAUAAUAUUGCAGGGCAUCCGGAGACAUGGCUAGAAUUCCCUUUCCCACAAGACGAAGACGAUGAUGGUUUUGAAAUGACGGAAAUUCAAGAAGAACACACCAAAGCUGUGGAGCAGUUAUCGUCUAAGCUGGAAGCAGUGCACCGUGAGCUUUGUCCCGCUUUUCUCAGUGAUGGUCGCUUUUGGAAGAUCUACUUUGCGCUUCUACACUCGCGCCUAAGUAAAGAAGAUGCGGAACUCCUUUCCACACCACAGAUUUUAAAAAUCAGGGAACUACUUUUACAACCUAAGGAGUCUAGGUCUGACACAGCCUCAAAUCAGUGUGAGCGCGUGUUGCCUGGCCUCACCGAGUCGAACAUGCGGGACUUGCUCCUUAAGUCUUCUGUAGAUUCUGCACCUUUACCCGUCAUGGAGGAGGUGUCACUAGACGAUGCUUCUCGUCUCAAUUCAGAGUCAUCUCAUGAGACUGUCUCGGCUGCGACAGAAGUUCAAGAUUCAAGUUCUUUGCCCACACUAUCGUCAAAGCUGGACGAUGAUCAGAGAGAAGUAGAUCCAUGGCUUGAGGACGAAGACAACGAUGUCCAAGAAACUGCCGACAGAGGGGUGGCGAUUAGCAUAGACGAAGAUGUGUCUUUCAGUGAUCUUGAAGAGGAUGAUGAAGACCAUAAACUAGAGGAUGAAUCCCAUGCUGUUAAAAAUGGCAAAGAGCGGACAAGUAAUGCUUCACUAGGAGAUGCGUCUUUUGGGAGCAAACCUGAAGGCGACUGGCUCACGAUUAACAUAGAAGAUGCUGCCAGUGUGACUUCCUCGUCUCCCUGAUGGUGUCCAGAAUAUGGACUUGCGGAUGCAAUUCUAGUAAAUAAUGACAAGUUAUGUCAAAUUGGCUUAUUUGCCUCCACUUUCAUCAACACGAUCAGCAAGAUGGCGUACGAAUUCGAAGCCGGAAGACGGGUUGGGUUUUGGAGAGAAUUUGCACUGCCUCCUUCGCAUCAGUCCCUCACUGAAUGUUGGUAAAAAAUACCUUCCUUGGUAACUAGCAGAUCAGAUACCAACGUUCCUCAUAGACCUUCAGCAAGUGGUUGUCUUGUUAGAAUAGGUUCAAUUGUACAGGGUGGCUUUUCUUCAGAGCUGAGAGUUCGGCUCCAACCGCUGGCUGCGCCAGUGCCAAAAGCAGCAAUUGUCUCCUUGAAACAUGGUUUUAUUAAUGUAACAUGCGCAUUUUCUCAUCA